Messenger RNA from Dunckerocampus dactyliophorus (ringed pipefish), 2376 nucleotides. RefSeq names its product ring finger protein, transmembrane 1 (gene rnft1). Gene Ontology annotation, cellular component: endoplasmic reticulum. NCBI's taxonomy places the organism in Eukaryota, Metazoa, Chordata, Actinopteri, Syngnathiformes, Syngnathidae. Gene Ontology annotation, biological process: positive regulation of ERAD pathway. Bases 145 to 1431 code for a protein of 428 amino acids. The transcript is spliced from 9 exons. Gene Ontology annotation, molecular function: ubiquitin protein ligase activity. The record is from RefSeq and is a predicted model, not a curated record.
UUGUGGUGACGUCAUAUCGAAUACGUUGGAGCAGCCAGUGUUUGUCUCGGGUAGAAAGUCAACCGCACAAUUUUGUUUUUAUUUUUGCUUGAGUUUCGCUUGGCGCUUCAUACACGGCGUUAAAUGGGGACUUAAAGGGUUACCAUGAAACUCCGGUUGCAGAAUGACAGGAGUGAUUCCAGAGGCGCUGUGAAAGUGAGGGAGUCUCCAGCUGUCAUGCAGCCUAAUUCAAGACAGGAGGGCACUCAUGCAAGAAAUGGUUUAUCCCUUACUCUGCAAACAGACCUUCCCACCAGGACUGCGGCCGCUAGUGCUGCAGCCGCUGGCCAACCGAAGAGCAACGAGGUGCGGGUGCCCAUGACCGGUGGGCCGGGGGAGUCGGGCGGAGGUGCGUCGACCAGGAGGUCCAGAGUCAACUCCCACAGCCACACCCAUUCCCAUGGACACGGACAUCAUUGUGGGCAGCGCCAUUCCAACUCAGAGCCUGAGCUUGACCAGUCCGACUCCGAUCCCGACUCUGGAGAACCCAGUGCCUCGUUGUCUGAGCUACGGUGUCUGGUUCGUUGGCUCCAAAAGAGUCUUCCUUUUCUUGUGAUAUUAAGUGCUAAACUGGUCAUCCAGCAUGCACUAGGACUGGCAGUUGCUGUUGGCCUCUUCACCACUUUCCUCUACGUGAAUAAAAACAUCCAAAUGCAAGUAUUUCUUCAGGAUCGCCAUGCAAAGCUGCAGUGUGUGUGGUUGCUCGUCCUCCUGAUCUCCUCCACCCUCCUGCUUUACUACACCUUUCUCACGGAGACACUUUACAACUGCCUUGUGUUCCUCAGUCCUACUAUGGAGCCGCUGGGAUUCUGGGAGAUCCUGUGGGCCGUUGGCAUCACCAACUUUAUCAUAAAAUUCUUCUUUAUGGGGAUCAAGUGCCUUAUUGUGCUUGUGCCUGCUUCCCUAGCCAGCUAUAGAACACAGGGACGCUGGCUGCUGAUGACUGAGGAGCUGGGUCAGGUCUACCAGGCCGUGGCUCCUGUUCCUCUUUGGUUCCGCUACCUGGUCACCUACCAGGAGAUGGAUGGUGCCCCAGCGCUCACUGUGGGGGUUUUACUGGCGUUGCUCUACCUCAUACUGAAGCUUUUAAGAUUGUAUGGACAGUGGACGUCUUUGCUGAAAACUGUGAGGAUGUUUCUAAUGAAUGAGAAUCAUGCAGACACUAAAUGUCAUUCCCAGCAGCCAGAGGUGACAAGUGUUGUCCUUUCGUACCUCAGCAUACGGGGACAGCGGCCACAAGGGGUCAGUGCAUGGAGGCUGGAGAUGUGUGUCCCAUCUGUCAGGGAGAAUACAAGCAGCCUCAAGUGCUCCUCUGCCAGCACAUAUUCUGUGAUGAAUGCAUCGCUCUGUGGUUCAACCGGGAGAAGAGCUGCCCUCUUUGUCGGACUGUGAUCACAGAGAAGGUGUACGCGUGGAGAGAUGGAGCCACAUCUCCGCACCUGCAGAUUUACUGAUCACACUUCUUUUUGGGAGGCUUUAAAAGGAAACCACACUUUUUUUGGGGGGAGGAUUUUGCCCAUCACAGCUAAAAAAGAGCCGGCUAAUGCACGAAUGGGAUGCAACUAUUCUGCCGAUAUGUGAAGCCUUCUGAAAAAAACAGCGCUGCAUUUACAUAAAGGUACCUGCAUAUAACCAAGGUACAGCGACGUGGUUAUGAGACCAUCUUUGGAACACACAGAAAAGAGAGAAACGUGUGUUCAUGUCUCACAUAAGGAUUGUGGAUGAUGGGAAAAAAAUCCCCCCAAAAAAGGGCAAUUUUCCUUGACCUUUUGGGUGCUUCAAUGAAUGUGACCUUGUUGGAUUGUCAAAUUGUACAAUACCGUUCCUUUUUCUUUUCUUUUCGAUUCAAUUGAUGCUUUUCCUUUUGGUGUUUUCCAGGUUUGUUUAAGGUCACUUUUGUGUUGUGUUUCUGCCCUGAUGUUUGAACUGUACUUCUUCCCCACGGGCCUGCAUGUUAUUUUUCUUCCAAAUUAUUGUGCUGGAAAUUAUUUUAUUUUUUAAAUGAAUUUUCUGAAUCACAGAUUUUAAGAGACAUGCUACGUUUUGCGUCUUUCAUCUUGAAGGUUAAGGUAGAUUUGGGACUGCUGGUAAUUUGCACAAUGCAACAGCCAGGUAGACGCCUGUAUCAGGCAUUGAUGAUGCAUCGGCUGCUGCUUUCAGGGGCUUUUUCUUCAUCUUGACAGCUUGAUCUAAAACAACUUUUAGAAUAUUUCUAUAGAGGAGAUCCUUGUAAAAACCAAAGAAUGGGAGAAAUAUAUUUUAUUAUGUCGUGAAAUAUUGCCACUUUUUCUGUCCGUGUCACUCCAUGAACUCUAAAUAAAAAUGCGCAUCAAGCGA